AUGACAGUCAUCUAUCUUGCAGGACAUUUCAAAUCACAGUACAAGUGUGAUGUGGCUAAUUGGUCAAAUCUUUUGGAGGAACUCCUUGAGAUUAUUGUGGGGAGGCUUACAUGUUUUCUUGAUUAUGUUCGAUUUGGUAAUGUAUGCAGAUCAUGGCAAACUGUUAUUAAGAACACACACCACAAUUUAACUUCCUUUGAUCCAUGGUUGAUGCUUCCUGAGAGGGAAGAUAAUAGCAUGAUCCGUGGCUUCUACAUUUUAUCUAGGAGAGAUGUUCUUGAGUUAAAGCUACCUGAAGCUCAUAGAAAGCGUUGCGUUGGAUCUACUAGAGGCUGGCUAGUAAUGGUCGAUAAAAGCUUAUCGAUCAACCUAUUCAAUCCAUGUACCAGGGUCCAAUUUACGCUUCCACAUCAGACGACAUUCCAGGAUCAACAAAAUUAUUUGGAAGAAGGUCUCACUUCAGAAGAACUAAGGAACGUCUUCAUUCUAAAAGUUGUGUUAUCAUCCAGCCCUUCAAACCCUAAUUACAUAGCCAUGGCCAUCUAUUCUGACUUUUGUAAAUUGGCGAUUGCUAGACAUGGAGAUGAAGCAUGGACUACCAUACCAUGUGAAUGGAAUUCAUUUACUGAUGUCAUAUACUAUAAGGAAAAAUUUUAUGCCAUUAAUUGGGAAGGGAUAGUUGUGUCUUGUGAUGUUGGUGGUCAUCCCAAGACUACACUAAUCACUGCUCCAGUGAGACAAAGAAGUUAUGGUCAAAAGUACUUGGUUGAAUGUUCAGGUCAGCUAUUACAAGUUAUAAGAGACAUAGAAUUUAGAGAUAAUUUUCUUGAACAUAAAACAGCCAGGUUCAGUGUUUUCAGGCUAGACUUCUAUAGCAGGUUGUGGGUUGAGAUUAAAAGUUUGGGUGACCAUUCACUAUUUUUAGGUUAUAAUACUUCUUUCUCAUUUUUUUGUGACAAAUCUUUAGCAACACGGGUGAAGAGGAAUUGUAUUUAUUUCACAGAUGACUAUCUUGAAGCACAUCAUGGGCUUUCUAACUCGUCGGGUGGUAGUGACAAGGGAGUCUUUCACUUGGAAAAUGGAAAUGUUGAGCCACAUUAUUCUGGAGAUGGCUGGCAUCCUUUCUCGUUACCCAUUUGGUUUACUCCAAACAAAUAA
This is a messenger RNA of Macadamia integrifolia, 1158 nucleotides long. Its product is annotated as F-box protein SKIP23-like. Bases 1 to 1158 code for a protein of 385 amino acids. The record is from RefSeq and is a predicted model, not a curated record. The transcript has a single exon. Lineage: Eukaryota; Viridiplantae; Streptophyta; Magnoliopsida; Proteales; Proteaceae.